AUGCCAAAGACAAAAGCAGCCUUGAAGUCCGCGCAGAGUGUGCAGCAGAAGCAGAAGCAGAAGUUGAAGACGGAGCAGAAGUCGAAGAUGAUGGCGACCCCGGUUGGAAGAAAUCCCAGACCUAAAGCUAGCCUGGACAACACAGAAUCGGAUUUAAAUUCCAAUGCAAAGACUAAUGCAUCUACGAGCUCAGGGGUCCCAGAUUCGAGAAACGAUGCAGAGUCUACUCCAACUCCAAAGCCAGUAUACCCAAAACAAAAGAUCAUCUGGCAUCAUAGGCCACAUAGGAAGAGAAGUUCUACAACCACGAGUGUAAAGAAAGAUGCGGAGUCUGCAGCAAUUCCGAAUCCAACCCCAACUCUGAAGACGAAGACAGUGUCAGCCACAGUUGGAGAAAAGGCAAAGCCCAAUGCCGGCAUGAAGACCCCCAAGCCAACACCCAAACCAAUAUAUCCAAAACCAGUGGUAAUUUGGCAUAUAAACCCACACAAGAAGAGACGCUCCAAGACCACGAGUUUGAAGAAAGAUGCAAAGUCUGCGACGAAUUCCGUUGCAUCUCCAAUUCCAACCUUAGCCCCAACUCUAAAGACGCAGACAGUGUCAAUCCCAGCUAGAAGAACUACGCAACCUAGCCCGGAGACCCCCGAACCAACCCUGAAACCGACAUAUCCAAAACCAGUGGUAAUCUGGCAUCAGAAUCCACGUAGAAAGAAACGCUCUAAGACCACGAAGUCGAAGAAAGAUGCUGAGUCUACGACAAAUCCAACUCCAGUUCUAAAGCAGGGGUUACAGACAAACUCGGUUAGAGGGAAUAGACAAGCCAAACCUAGCCCGAAGAACAUUAAACCAACUCCAAAAGGAAACUUGACCCGGAACUUAGGGGUAAAUGGAAAGAGAGGACCCAAGACUGCGACUGCGAAGAAAAGUGCAGGAAUUUCGGCUCCGGUCACUGCUAAGAGAGUUGUUAUCGAGAUUUCGGAUUCGGAUUCGGAUGAUGAUGAUUUUGAUGCGGAUGAACUUACAGAUUCAGAUGAUGAGUUUGAUAGUGACUUUGAUGCGAAUGAAGUUAGAGAUUCGUAUCCAGAUUCAGAUUCAGAUUCAGAUGCUGAGGAUGAUAUUGAUCAGGACAUUGAUGAGGAUGAUGAUGAAGCUGGAGAUGUGGAUGUUGAUGAGGAUUUUGAUGAGGAUUUUGAUGAGGAUGUUGAUGUGGAUGUCGACGAGGAUGUUGACAAGGAUGUUGAUGAGUAUGGUGAUGAAGCUGAAGAUGUGGCUGUUAAUGAGGAUGUGUAUGAGGAUGUGGACAUCGAUGCAAAUUCUGACGAAGAUAUCGACGUGGAUGCCAACACAACUCCACAAUCUUCUUCAAUGCAUAGUUCAGACAUGAAUUCGAUAUCCGAUAUCAAUUCUGCCCCGGCUUCGCCACAUUUCGGAGAUCUCGAUCUGAUGCCAUGGGUGUCAGAAACUGAACCAGAACCGGCACAAGAAUUGGAUCCGGGAUUGGGAGAUUCAGAGGUAGAUGCAACUCCAGAUAUGAUGGAGAUGAUACCUGAUAUCAAUGUUGCCCCAGCUUCUCCAAAUCUAGGGGAUCUGGAUUUGAUGCCAUGGAUGCCAGAAUUCGAAGCAGUACCAGCCUUCGGAUUGGAAAAUCUACUCGCUGGAAAUGAAGUUGUAGACGCUGAUGCGAAUGCGGAUGCAACUCCACAAUCUAUUCCAAUGUAUAGUCCAACAACUUCGGAUAUCAUGAGUUCGACACCCGAUUUCACAGCCGAUCUGACUUCUCCGUAUCGAGGAGAUCUGAUGCUAUCAGUUUCAGAAGCGGGAUUGGGAAACCAACUUCCUGGAGAUGGGGCUCUCUUAUCCGAAGAUACGUACCUGGAUAUGGCAAUGGAUGUGGAUAUGAAUAGGGAUUUGCAUCUGGGCGUGGAUGCAAAUAUGGAUAUGGGAAUGGGAAUCGAUGGGCAUAUGAACGUAUAUACAUCCGCAGAAGCCAACCCAAGCCCGUCCCAGACCUCCUGGAAAGGAAUGUGCAUGGACCCACCUUUGACAGCGGAAGAAAAGGAUUGGGAUUUUUCGAAUGUGGGGGUCGAGGAGAUUGAUGAGUUGUUUGCGGAGAUGGAGAAGGAGAUGGGGGAGUAG
Botrytis byssoidea is the source of this 2136-nucleotide messenger RNA. RefSeq lists its product as uncharacterized. The record is from RefSeq and is a predicted model, not a curated record. The transcript has a single exon. The coding region runs from base 1 to 2136 and encodes 711 amino acids. NCBI's taxonomy places the organism in Eukaryota, Fungi, Ascomycota, Leotiomycetes, Helotiales, Sclerotiniaceae.